This is a messenger RNA of Wasmannia auropunctata (little fire ant), 878 nucleotides long. Its product is annotated as F-box/LRR-repeat protein 15-like. The transcript has 2 exons. The record is from RefSeq and is a predicted model, not a curated record. Gene Ontology annotation, cellular component: SCF ubiquitin ligase complex. The coding region runs from base 283 to 780 and encodes 165 amino acids. Lineage: Eukaryota; Metazoa; Arthropoda; Insecta; Hymenoptera; Formicidae. Gene Ontology annotation, molecular function: protein binding. Gene Ontology annotation, biological process: SCF-dependent proteasomal ubiquitin-dependent protein catabolic process.
UGCAAGUUUUCUACUUCGAAGUUUAGAGAAUUUUUAAAAACUUGCUGCAGGCGUUUAACGCAUCUAACAUUAAGUGAAUGCUAUGAUGUUGAUUCUAAACUACAUGAUAUUUCAGAGAUAUGUAAAAAUUUGAAAGAAUUGGACCUAAAUGAUUGUGAUGACAUAACAAAUGAAAAUAUUUCGUAUCUCAAGAAUUUACAGUUUUUGGAAAGUUUAUACCUUUCAAAAGUAGAAGCUAUAAAAACUAAUACUUUGUGUGAAAUUCUACAGAAAAAUCGACAUAUGCGUAAAUUAAAUUUAAGCCAUACGAGGCUAAACAUAGAUGCAAUUGCAACAGAAUUAAAGAAUUCAUGUCCAAAUUUGGAAAGAUUAAAUUUAGAAUGUUGCACUCUUACACCGCAAAGCAUUGAUGCUCUUGCCGAUUGUAAGAAUCUGAGAGAAGUGGAUUUUUCUUUUUGCGAGUUGAUCGGUAGGAUCAAGAACGGUGGCAUCUUCGUUAAAUUAUUUUCUUCCUGUCAAUAUUUGGAAACAAUCAAUUUGAAAUGUUUUAAAAGCCUUACCAAGCGUGAUAAUGAAACACUAACAUUGUGCAAAAACUUAAAAUCUCUAAAUUUGUCAUGCGUAAAUUCUGUGACACCUGAUAUUUGUUCUCAACUUUUCGAGAAAUGUCCUAAAUUGAACAAACUCGAUCUUUCGUCCUGUAAAAAUAUUACUAAGGAAAUGAUUGACAAAUGGAACAAAAAAAUAUAUAAUGUAAUUGUCUUCACCAACGAUUUCUAAUAAAUCAUCAUUAUUAGAGAUUAGUAUACAUCAAUACUUAUAUAUGUAUAUUUGAGAUAAUAGUUAAAUAUUGAUGAAUAUCGAGUAUUGACAGUCAA